ACAAAGAGAAAUGAAUUUUAGAGAUUUUAUUCUUGAUACACAGAGGAGAUAACGAAGGAAAAUUAUAACUAAGACGAAAUAUAAAUGCAUCGACGACUCGCUUCACCCUGGCCGGGACUCUCGAUUACUGUCCGUGGAGUGGAAGGACUUCACCUGGAACAAAACAAAUUGGAUAAAUAGGCAUGACGUAAACUUGAAAGUGUAGGGAACUAAUUGAGUAGCUGUCGUCCAACAUGCUUCGUUCUGCUUUUCGUGGAAAACAACCUGCUGAUUCUUCUGCUAAAGACGAAAAACAUGGGAAAAGUGCGCACGGAAAAUCACACUUUUUCUUUCACCGCGAUGGGGAAGGCCACGCUGGGGAUGCUAACAAGAAUGAUCAUGAAAAUUCAAACGCAUUGAGCGAAGAAAGCGUUGGUUACAGUACAGUCGACGGGGAAUUAACCGUAGAUUUUAAUCACGAAUUUCUGGAAUCCGCCCAAAGUAGCAGCUCUGAUAAAGAAAGUGUCAAUGGAGAAGAAAGCAUGUCAAAGUCUUUGUCGCCGGAGAAUGGCGCGAAGCCAGAUCAUGAUCAAAAGAUUAAAGCGAAGAGAGGCAGUUUUUCGAGCUCUGAAAGACAGAUUUAUGAAAUGCAGCUUGCUCAGCUUCAAGAACAACUUGUUAACAUAAUGAUAGACAACCAAGAAAUGAGUGUGAAGCUGGAAAAGCUGAAGGCCGUUGAUGUCGAUAAACUUCAAAAAGAACUCCAUGAGGAAAAGGCAAGAAAUCAUGAACUAAAAGAAAAGCUAAAACAUAAGCAGAAGUCGUCAAGCUCAAAGCUUCAAAGAAAAAAUGCAAGUAGAAUGGACCCUAGACAUGGUAUGGUAGCAGACAGUUCAGAUAGAGGGAGGGAUGACUGGGUAGAUCUUGGAAGAGAUCAGGAAGAGUUACAUUCAUCACCAGCUUCAUCACAUGACACAAAUGGUAAUUACAAUGGACCGGGAGCUUACACUCCAGAACACGAGGAAAGCUCUACUGACGUCCUGGAUGGGUCUCAUUCUGGACAAACAGAAGAACAGGCACCUUCUAGAUCUGGUGGUGAAGAAGAAAGUAACAGAGUACAGAGAGUCAAAACAAAGCUGGAAAUGUGGAAAGUGCAAGCAGUAGAUAUGCUUGUGGACAGACUGUGGGACUUUGUUAAUGAUGAGCCUGAAGCUACUGAGGAGGAGGAUGGAGAAGGAGAACCUUUGGCUGUGAAAACGUUGAAGGAAAACAUCAACCGAUUCAGUGCAGGCAUUAAGCCAAUAACUGGUUUUAUCAAGUCUGUUCGAAGGGUUUUCACCUGGUACAAUCCAACAGCAUCUUUCUUGAUAUUUUUGGUGUACAUGUACUGUGCUUGGCAUGGCUAUCUAUUAUUUUUGAUUCUUAUCGUCAUGAUUUGGAAGCUGUUUAUGAAUUAUCUUCAUGCAAAAGGCAUAGCAAAGCAGCUGGGAUUUAUAGACAAAACAAAAGAAGAGACAAAUACUACCGAGGAUCAUAGUUGGUCAGAUAAGUUCCAGUUGGUUUUACAAGUGGCAAGGAAAGUACAGAAUACACUUGGAAAAAUGGCAGACUCCCUGGAAAAAGUAAAGAGCUUGUUAACUUGGCAGCAUCCUGAAGCUACAAGGAAACUCUUCUCAGCUCUUUGCUUUGCUCUGUUAGCAUCUUUAGGGUUCAGAGGACCAACACUAUUCAUGCUGAUAGGCCUGUUUCUGGGAAUUAAGUUGUUUAUUGUCAAUCCAAUCUAUCAUCGCUUUCCAAAGGUCAAGAUGAGAUACGACGGUACCGCGAAAUUAUGGAAAGAACUCCCCACAGAUGCAGAACUGUCAGCCAGACAAACGGCAGCGGAGACCAAUCAAGAGAUGCUUGUACGCGCCUCCUCAGCGAGUUCUUUAUCUUCACCAAGUUCCAGUUCAUCAGAGCAGCACGGAAACAGUACCUCAAACCACGUGGCCGAUAAAUUCAAAUUACCAUCAAGUGAAACCAUUUUACCAGGAUGGGAAGACGGCAAAAGAUGUGCUUUAAUGGAUAAAGAGAAACCGCUCUCCAACGUCAAACACGGACGACUGUUUUUGACCCAGAGCUAUUUGUGCUUUGAGAAGACAAGAUCUUCAAGCGGAAAGAGUAUCGUUGUAAAACUUGAUACGAUUAUCAGCAUCAGUAAGGCGAAGCCUAUUGGAAUAAUACCAGGAACAGGGAUGGCAUUAGAAAUUCACGUCAGAGGAGUCGAAAAGCCGUAUAUUUUUGGAGGAAUCAUUGGCAGGGAUGAUGUAUUUGAGAGCAUCAAAGUGACAGGAAGAGCAGCAAAUAUACCAUGGGCUUUAAUGUGAAAUGAUGCUCAAAUGAAGUAACUAUAAAUUAACUUUUAAUAUGUCACAUACCUACGCCUUCAUAUACCUCCUAGCCUGCGUAGCUUGGCGGUUUAAGCAGUUUGAGCGCGAAGAAAGCGGUGAAGCCGCGAAAACGAGCGGCGAAGCCGCCAGGAGCCUGGGAGAGAAACAACCGCCAAGCUACACAGGCUAUAUACCUCCCGUCCUUGUUGCAACCAAAAAACGGUAAAAACUCAAUGUAAAAAGGAAAAUAUUUAGCUAGCUAGUGGUGAGUUAUAUAUUGAGAUUUUAAUAAUGAUCUGAGGUGCAUAUAACUUGUAAGGUAUUUAAAUAAUUGAUUAGAAACCCCUCUAGAUUAAUUUAGGUACUGAACUACUUGUCUCGCGGUUGAAAGAAAAACUGGAUGUUGUAUAAUCAGGGCUUCUUUCACAAACGGUGACGGAGAAUUAAAA
Molecule: messenger RNA, 2797 nt
Organism: Orbicella faveolata
Lineage: Eukaryota; Metazoa; Cnidaria; Anthozoa; Scleractinia; Merulinidae
Product: GRAM domain-containing protein 4-like
Biological process (GO): negative regulation of toll-like receptor 9 signaling pathway; apoptotic process
Source: RefSeq, a predicted model, not a curated record